UGAAAACGAUGAGCGAAUACUAUCUCACUGCGAGAAAAAGCGACUUCGAAUUGACUGAGGAAAGAUCAUAAAUCCGCAAACACCGCGAGCAUAUGGCCAGUCGUUCAAAGUUUUUGCAAUAGAUCAUUAAACCGCGCAACAUACGGAACUAAUCGACGGCGAACGUUUUGCAGAUCACUGAAUUGAAUAAGAAGAUCGCUGCAGACGCGCAAGUGAGCUGGUCCAGCUAAACCAACUAGUACACCUUCAUACGCACAAACAUAUAAUACACUGAAUUGUGUUAAUAUACGAGCGAAAACGCACUUGACGUCGAGACGCCGCAAAAGUGUCUAUUUUUGUUAAGAACAAAAUUAAGGCAAUUGAAAAAUAGCCACAAAAGCCAGUGCAAAGAAAAAAAGAGUUCUGACUUGUGAAAAAGGAACGAUCGCGGAAAAUUGAAUAUUUCGUUUUCAAGGUGUCUGGGCGACGUCAAGAGAUAAAUUAUGCGAAUUCGCAAAAUAGCAGCCACACGAAAUUGUCACGUAUAUAGUUGAAAUCCCAUAUUCAUAAAUGCAAAAAUCAUAUUUGCGUAAAACACAUUUAAUUCUGUUAUAUUGAAAAUAAUUCAGUAUUUGGCUGAAAUAAACAUUUGAGAGUGUAAAGUAGUUUUUUUGCGCCCUGUAUGGUCAGAGUUAUGAAAGUGCCACUGUAUCGAAGCAACACAAAUCCGAAACGCCCAUCUAACGCAUUUAGAAAUUGUCAUACAAAGUACGAAAUCGUCGCACUGGCGAAGGAUCGCAAUUUGAAGUCGAAGUUAAAGAAAUUGCAAAUCUAUUUUAUGUUCAAUAAUUUACGCAAACGGAAAUCUGCAAAUUUAAAACAGCAAUUAACUAUAUUAUUGGCACUCAAAACACUAAAGACAUCGUUGGCCAUUUGUGAAAUAUAUAGUAAUUCGUUGGUGGUGUACAAUCAGAAAAAUUGAUAGACGGUUGAAAAUACCAGCGUUUAUUGUGGUCUUUUGCGGUUUUGAGCUUCGCGUUUCGUUUUACAUGCGAUACGUGCUGUAGUAUUAGUGUAUAUAUUGGAAAUAUUCGGAUUACAUAUUUCUUAUUAAGUUUGCUUGCUCUUCAACAUCUCAAACCUCAAUCAGUAUAAUAAAAUCCGGAAAUGGUUGGUGUAGCCGCAGCUGCCAGUGAGCAGAGUAUGUCAUCGACGAAAAAUCCAAUGAUUAAAUAUAUGUUGAAAGCUCGCGAAAACCAUGCUCGUAAUCAGAAACACGACUACUCACACGUCUUCCGGCUCAAGACGCGUUUUGAAAUGUUUCGGCUUGCCGUUAUUGCAAUGGCCAUUGAGUUUGCCUAUGCGGCCGAAACGUCCUUCGUGUCCCCGAUCCUAUUACAGAUUGGCAUCGAUCACAAACUGAUGACCAUGGCCUGGGGCGUUUCUCCCGUUAUUGGGUUUUUCAUCUCACCAUUAUUAGGAUCGAUUAGUGAUCGUUGUACACUUAAUUGGGGUAGACGUCGACCGAUCAUUACUGUCCUAUCGGUGGGUAUCUUAACAGGCUUGAUACUGGUGCCUUACGGAAAAGAUCUUGGUUUAUUAUUGGGCGAUAUUGGAUAUAAUACAACCACAACCAAUAAUUUAACGGCUACGAAUGAUGGAUUAGCGGCUGCUUUAGUCUCAUCUGACGCAGAAAACACGGAUGGGCCGGUUACAGCGAAUUUCAAAUUUGCUGCGAUAUUGACAAUACUUGGCAUGGUACUGUUGGACCUGAAUGCAGAUACUUGUCAAACACCGGCUCGUACGUACAUGUUGGAUGUGUGUGUACCUGAGGAUCAGGCACGUGGCCUAACCACCUUUUCACUGUUGGCAGGUUUCGGUGGUACGAUUGGUUAUGCCAUCGGUGGCAUCGACUGGGAGAAAACAAAAUUUGGCGCAGCAUUAGGUGGCAACAUUCCUACGGUUUUUGGAAUGGUUACCAUUAUAUUCAUCAUUUGUUACUUUGUCACCAUUACAACGUUCCGCGAAAUUCCACUGAGGUUAAUCGAAAGAGACGAAAUGUUGAGACCCCUUUCAGCCACUGCUAUUAAGAAGGAAAUAACCAAAAAGAACAACGCUGUUUAUUACAUUAAAGAGACCGAUGCUUUGGAGCUAGAAUAUGCUAAACAGGAAGAAAAGUAUGACAUGGAAAGCUACCAAAAUGGUUAUUCACCAGCCGUGGCAAACACAAAUAAAGAUAAUCAACCAUCUCAGUCUACACCCAUCAAUAACAAUAAGACAAUGGCUGUUGAACUGGAUGAAGGCAUGGACGCGCCUAUCACAUUGGCAAAGUACUUGAAGAGCAUUUUCGUGAUGCCCCGUUCAAUGCGAAUACUCGCACUGACAAACCUUCUCUGCUGGAUGGGUCAUGUGACAUACUGUUUGUACUUUACGGACUUCGUUGGGGAGGCGGUAUUCCAUGGAGAUCCAACCGCUCCACCUGGCUCAGAGGCAGCUGAGUUGUAUGAAGCCGGUAUUCGCUUUGGUUGUUGGGGAAUGUCUGUGUACGCUUUAUCUUGUUCCAUUUAUUCGAUUUCGGUAACCAAGCUGAGGAAGCUAUUAGGAACUAAAGUUGUUUACAUUACUGGCAUACUGUACUAUGGCGUGGGUAUGUUAAUAUUGGCCAUCUGGCCAACCAAGUGGGGUGUCAUCGUGUUUAGUACUUCAGCGGGCAUACUGUAUGGCACUAUUUUCACAAUCCCAUAUAUUCUGGUGGCCAACUAUCAUGCAAAAGAUUGUUUCCGCAUGCACAAUGGCGAAUCAGUUCCUUUGAAACAGGCCCGUGGCUUAGGCACCGAUGUGGCGAUCAUUAGCAGUAUGGUAUUUAUAGCGCAGCUGGUAAUCUCAUUGUCUAUAGGUCCAUUAAUUUCAUGGAUGAAGACGACUUGUGCCAUAUUAUAUGCAUCUACAUUUUUAGCGUCAAUUGCUGCAAUAUCUGCAAUGUUUGUUUUAUAUGUGUAAAAAUUAUUGUUAGACAUGUACAUACAUACAUGUAAUUUUAAAAUCAGAAUACUGUAUAGAUUAUGUACCAAAAAUUACUGUUAUCUCGAUAAAAUAUUUAGGAUAAAAAAUACUUUGUAAUUGAAGCAACUGUAAUUUAUUUGAAUAACAUGCUUUUGAAUUAUUUCAACAGUUUUAUUUUA
Messenger RNA from Anastrepha ludens (Mexican fruit fly), 3161 nucleotides. It is a transcript of the gene Slc45-1, whose product is annotated as proton-associated sugar transporter A. The record is from RefSeq and is a predicted model, not a curated record. The transcript has 7 exons. Lineage: Eukaryota; Metazoa; Arthropoda; Insecta; Diptera; Tephritidae. Gene Ontology annotation, cellular component: membrane. The coding region runs from base 1147 to 2979 and encodes 610 amino acids. Gene Ontology annotation, molecular function: sucrose:proton symporter activity.